Molecule: messenger RNA, 267 nt
Organism: Aspergillus campestris IBT 28561
Lineage: Eukaryota; Fungi; Ascomycota; Eurotiomycetes; Eurotiales; Aspergillaceae
Exons: 3
Coding region: 1-267 (88 amino acids)
Source: RefSeq, a predicted model, not a curated record
AUGGGCGGAGGCGGCAAGAUCCCGUAUCCCAAGGAAGUCUGGUCUCCUGCCGGAGGCUGGUAUUCUCGGCCUGCGAACUGGAGGCUCAACACUGCCAUUAUUGGCGCCGGCAUGCUCGGAGUUGUCGCUGCGACUUGGAGUCUUAGCGCCGAGCGCGAGCACCGCGACAAGAUGCCCGAGCCGGGCAGAUUCUUCCCCAGUCGCUACUGGAGCCGACAGAUCGUUGAACACGAAAGACAACAAGCCGCUGCGAAGCAAGACUCAUAA